Molecule: messenger RNA, 6481 nt
Organism: Alligator mississippiensis (American alligator)
Lineage: Eukaryota; Metazoa; Chordata; Crocodylia; Alligatoridae
Exons: 2
Coding region: 3632-4999 (455 amino acids)
Source: RefSeq, a predicted model, not a curated record
CUAGAGGCCUGAGACCUAUAUGGGGUGCCCAUGAGGACACCACAAGGUACAGAGCCAGACCUAAUCCCAGAAUUGUGUGGAAAUAAGGGGAAAUAUUCUCCCAUGUCUUGCCAUCUUCACAUCAGCCCUGUACUUUGUGCUGGAGCUAAACUCUUCCCAGAAUCCAAUCUAGCUAGUUACAAGCAAACUUGGAUAUGCCAACACUACACUGCAGUCACUCUAACUGAGAAUUGCAGGAAUCUAAUUCCAAAUAGUUUACAUGACGAGGAGAUGGAAGACGCAAAUUAAAAUAGAUGGCCAACCUAUUCUCUAAAACAUUCUCUUUCCACUUUUGUUUUUCUCCCCUCUUCUGAACUUCAGCAUGUGAUCUGAAAAAGGGUCCAAAGUAAUUUCUAUAUCAUCACACCAUUGGGACCACAAACUCUCUAUGUUUACUGAAGUAUUUUUCAUUAAGUCAACAGCUUUAGCUCUUUUAAUCUUUCCUCACAAGUCUAUCCCUCCAGCUCCCUGACUACUUUUGUUGCUCAUCUCUGAAAUUCCUUCAGGUUGUUUGUAUCUUUCUAAUAAUAUGCUGCCCAGAAGUGAAGACAAUAUUCCUGCUACAUUGGCACCAAAGACACAAAAAGCAGGGACUUUUACCAUUCUUUUGUGUGGUAUGAUGCAUAUGUUCAUAAAUCCUAGAAGUACACUGGACUAUUUUGGGGCUAUUCUUUAUUGCAAAACUAAGAUUGUUUUUUUUUCUUUUUUUUUUCAUAGGAUCAUAGAAAAGUAGAGCUGGAAGGGAGCUCUGGAGGUCACCUAGUCCAAUCUCCUGCCUGAGGCAGGAUCAUCCCAUUCCAAAACAUUUCAUACAAAUCUUUUCCUAACAUAUUACUAAAACUACAGUCAACCUUGUCAUAGAACCAUAAAACAUACCAUCCUAACUUGCCACAGGUAAAGCAGAGGGCAAUGACAGUCAGUGUCCUGCUGCUGCAAAGGUUGCUAAAGUAUGCUCAAGAGAUCCUAAAAUGAGGGCCAUGCUCACUGCUACAGAGGAAGGUAGAACGCCAUGCUACUCAACACCCUAAAAAAAUGUUAAUGCAAAAGGUGGGUGGGUCCUCCUUUUCCUCACUGAUUUUUUGUGGCUCAGUCUUAAGGGCAAGAUCAUGGCAUGAUGAAGAAGUAGAUAAAUUAAUGGAGUUUCAGAGAAGUGAACAGGGUAGAAUAGAACUGCUCUUUGGCACUUAAGUUGGAAGAACGUCCUUACCAGCCUUUCAUCACAAUACCCCCAGGCUGUCUCAGAGUUAAUUCUUUUAUUCAAAACUUGUUAAACUUGUAGGUCCACCUGAGGUCCAGCCCAGAUAACAGAACUCCUUUCCAUGAUUGGUCCAAGUUCUCCACUUUCAGACCUGCUUUAAAGCUGGCCUCUUGUGCACAAUACAUGGCGCUUCCAGUCUGCAAACUGUUCAGGGUUCUUUUGAGAGUAUCUGCCUCCUCUUCCAGCUCCCUGACUCUGAGUGUGGAUCUAGCUUUGUGUUCUGCUUACCAGUCACUGGAUCUUGACCCUUGAUUUGAAACCCCCUCUGUAGACCACCAGCCCCUGACUCUGGCCUGGGGUCUUUCCCACACCUCUUAUUCCAGUCUCUUGGUUUGGUACCCUGUCGGUUGAUCUUCACUUACACACCACUGCCUAGCUUCUCAUCUCCUACUAGUGCCUUAAACUCUAGCUAAUAGACUGAGCUACCCUCACUGACUGUGACAGUUCUAGAGGGACAUUCUGAAGAGUGAGAGAAAAGGUACAGCCAUCCAGGGUCUCUACUGAAGUUGCCAGCUAGGAGGGUGCAAGAACUGGGCUGGUAGGAUAGAAGGUUCUGGCUUGUGAUUAAAACAAAUGAAAAAAAUGGAUUGAGACUUGGUCCCGUAGGAUAUAGUAUACGUGGAGUAUAGUAAUGGGUAUAUCUCAUCCCAGGUUUUAGGAGCAUUCACAUCAAUGGUGGUAGGCAAAGGAUGAACAGCUCUCUUGAGCUGAUUGCUUAUACCCAGCAAAAUGUGAAAAGUCAGUAUGUCUUAACAGCUCUCAGUAAGACAGGUCACUGACAUGGUACCACCUGAUGAGGUUAGAUUACACCCAUGGUGAAAAAGUAAAGCUUGUGCUUCAGUGGUGGGCUGGAUUUGGCCCUCAAUUCAGUCAGUGUGGGAAGGAAUAAUUCCUGAAGCAGGUUACCUUGUUCAAGUGGAUGGGUUUCAGCAACAGCACAUGGAAAGAGUCCUUUCUGCCCAAACACCCAACAAUGGAGUCAGCAACUUGUCAUUCAAAGAAUUGGAAGUGAAGAGCAGUUUAGGAUGUGUUUUAUCCCUACAAGAAUCAGGAUGAAACUCCCAUGAAGAUGGAUGAGAAUGAGAAGCAUUAGAACUCUUUGUGGGAUUACAGCUGUUAUCGGCAUUGUUAGCAGGUGUGACACUUCAGAAUUAAAACUGCCAGUUUUAUAUUAUUUUAGACAUCUGAGUAGUGGGAUCAUUAAGAAUAUGCCCACUGGAUUGGAAACACAUAAGCAUGCUUUUUACUGUUUUCUUUCUUUGUAUUUCAGAACAUUCAUUCAUUUUUUAAUUCCGAAUUUUAGUUUUGGUUGUAUAUUUGUCUUCUUUGAAACUAUAAAUGGCAGAAGCAAUGGAGUUUUAUUGCUGCAUAAAGGCUCCAUUCAUUCAUGUAUAGACACCUGAGGUAACUAGCUGCUUGCCAUAUUUCUCAGGAAGAAUGAGAUGACUUCCUCUGAUGCCUCCUCCUUCUUGUGCCUCCUCCAGGUCACCUGCUUCCUCACUUACCUCAGAGCUUUGGUCUUCAUCCCCUGAUGAACCUAGUUUAAAGUCCUCCUCACUGUCAUAACCCAAGGGUAUGAUUUUGUGUGUGCUUCGGCACUGCAGAAUUAUUUCCCGCCACAAGGAGCUUUCUUUGCAUGGUGCAAUUCUCAGUUGCAUGGAGAAAACCCCGGUGCAAAGGAGUUCCCGCCACUCGCAUGCAAAUUUGUGUCCCACUAUUGGCUGUUUCUAAAUUAUUCCCAUGUGGCGGCUAGCGAUUGGCUUGCUAGCCAUAUAAGAGGCUUGAGCGGUUUCUGCCCAAGUUGGAGAACUCCGAGGAGAACCCCACAAGGGAGGACUCCAUAACCAUCUUGUGGAGAACUCUAAGUGCGUUGUGGAGCUCAACGAACCCCUCGUGUGCCUUAGAGGAGGAUACAGGGGCCUGAUCAACCUCUAGCCUCCCCGUCGCCGCCUGAUCUCUCGACGUACCCUUCCCUGUGCGCUUUCGUCACCUUGUCGGACUCUCAUCAUGGUAUCCAGAGCUCUUCUCGGGUUAUUUCGUCCGGUUGAUUCGACGGGCUCGCGAUUCUAGAGCUUUCAGCCGGCCUUGGACCAGAGUUCACGGUUAGAACUCUUGUUCGCUCUUCUUCUUUUCUAUCUGUAACUGCAACGCAAGCAAGUUUUCCUGGCUGUACCAUGACCAUCUACGGUGUACGUAAAAUAAUCUUUAAUCAACCUCUACGAGUCCGUGCCUAAUUCUAGUCCAUCAGGCCGCAUUCCCCAACCCACGUGCCAGGGCUGCUGGCCACAGCCCACCGCGCGCCCCCGAAAGCCUCGGACCGCUCCUGGCCCGCACAUGGUGACGAGGAUGGGAUCCGGGGAAAGCACGAUGGAACUAGAAUUAGUUAAGAACUGCCCUUGGCGCAGUGGAAAACGCCAAGUAGAGAACUUCAUGGAACUGGAGGCACAUAUCGCUUACCACCAGGCGGGCGGAAUGGGUGAGAGGUUUAUCAGUGGACGCCUUUCGCUGAACGGAGAAGAGGGAGCUUCUGAAGACGGAGCCCCAAAAGAGAGGGAAGUGUACCUUCACCCUGCGGUAUUCAGGUGUGUAAUGAGUGAUGAGCGGGUCCUGUUUAGGCCCCUCGACACUGUGUCCCUCGCCAGAGUCAACCCGGCAGGCGCAGUAAACCCGACCCUCACCCGGGAGUGUGCCCAUUGCCUAAGGUGUGCUUGGGAGAGUGAAGAACCGGUGCCGAUCGACCGGUUCACCCCCUUUAUGCUGGCAUCUAGAUUGAGGGGUCGUGAGCUUCCAUCCGAGCUCCGCGAAGAUCUGAAGACGGAGGAACGCACCACAGAUGAGAGGGUGGCCCCAAGGUACGACAAGGGGGGAAUGCUAACUGCAACUUUUCGUACUGUAACCGAUUUAAUGCAGAAGAAUUUAAGUUUGAAAGCCCAGCUGCGUAUGGCCGUUCAAGCGGUCAAAGAAGCGGCUGCGAAAGAAAAUCUUGAGACGCCACGCCAAGAUGGCACCGAGCAAGAGGGAGACCGCGUGGAAGAACCGGAAGAGAAGGGUGGAGCUUCGGAGGAACACGCGAGAGUUCGGUCGGCGACCCCGCCCACCGACGCAGCGUCGCUUCCGGCGACCACGCCUUCUUGUCGACGGAAGGGAGAAUCGAGCGGAGGAGUGCAUCCGCCCCUCCUGCCUGAAGUAAUAACAACAGCAGUGACUCCCGCAGCAGCAGUUCAUCCUGUAACAACAACCAGCCGAGUUGCUACUACCUACUAUGCUCGCACCAGAACUGAACUACAGGAUUUGUGCAGAGAAUCAAGAAUCCAACCUGAAGAAACUCUAGCUGUAUGGUUGGGACGUUUGGUCGUGGAACUUGGAUCCGACCUGCUAAACCAGGAAGAAGCAAGCUUCUUGGUCAGACAAGCUUCGUGGAGUAGAGGACAUGUCACUGACAUCGACAUGGUGGUGUUUAAUGUUCACUGGCCUAUUCCACUGCCAGCUCUUGUUGCAGGACUGAUCGGUCAAAAAGCCCACGCAUGGCAUGACGGACGGCGCAAAGCAACUCAUGCUAGUGAUAAUCAGAGUCUCGUACUGUGCCUGGAACCCCAGAGCAUGUGCGCUGGGACUGACAUCACUCCAGCGAAUAAGACCAUGGCCUUACUGUCAUCUACGAGAUCCUGGAACCGUUCCAGUAACCAUUCACAGCAUAGAUAGUUGUCUUGAGGUUUAUGGGCGAAAGAACAGCGUUGUCCUCCGGAUUCUGCUUAACCCAAUGGUGAACCAACCCGUGAGUAAUCUUCUGCGUCAAUUGUCACGACUGCGUAUCCUGAUGGAGCCAAGAAUAUCCAGCGAUCGGGAACGUCGACACCCGACCGAGGCUCAAGGCGCAAGACAUCGAGAAUCCGAUCUUCCAUCGUUGCCACAGAGAACACCAGAGGAGCAAUACAUGUUUGGAUUUCUCCUACAGUGUUCUGGACUCAAUAAGCGGCAACUUUGGAUUUUAGGGGACGCAGGCCAAUGGCAACUGGCCUAUGAGUUAGGUUUCCAUUAUCUAGAAGAACUGGAUGACGACUCCUCGAUAAUUUCAUCUAGUUGAGUGUACAAGAGAGGGUUGUCCGAAGUAGCAAACACCUGUAUUAUAUGUUUUAGAAAUGAUAGUGUGGUUCCAUGUGAAUUUUGUAAAUAUUAGUGAAAUAACUGUUUUAAGAGAAUUCUUUUCACAGAUCCGGAAUUCAGAGUGCGUGGCGGAGAGAAGCCCCAAGAAGGAGAACAUCAUCGGCAGAAGUGAGGGCUUGACGCACGACUUCGCCAUGACGCCCACUGAAGCCCUGAUUGUUCAAUUUUUUGUUAUGAAUCUGGUUAUGUGUAUAUGUAUUUGUGCUGGCUAUUUAAUUCGAUCCCUGGAGGACGAACUUCUUAUGUUAGCUGAUUUUGUGUUUACCCGUUUAGUUCAACGACCAGUUAUAAGAGCUACUGGCAACCCGAGUGAUGAGCAUGUGGUAUAAUUUAGCUAUGCCUUCAGCAAGGGGGGGAUGUCAUAACCCAAGGGUAUGAUUUUGUGUGUGCUUCGGCACUGCAGAAUUAUUUACCGCCACAAGGAGCUUUCUUUGCACAGUGCAAUUCUCAGUUGCAUGGAGAAAACCCCGGUGCAAAGGAGUUCCCACCACUCGCAUGCAAACUUGUGUCCCACUAUUGGCUGUUUCUAAAUUAUUCCCACGUGGCGGCUAGCGAUUGGCUUGCUAGCCAUAUAGAGGCUUGAGCGGUUUCUGCCCAAGUUGGAGAACUCCAAGGAGAACCCCACAAGGGAGGACUCCAUAACCAUCUUGUGGAGAACUCUAAGUGCGCUGUGGAGCUCAACGAACCCCUCGUGUGCCUUAGAGGAGGAUACAGGGGCCUGAUCAACCUCUAGCCUCUCCCCGUCACCGCCUGAUCUCUCGACGUACCCUUCCCUGUGCGCUUUCGUGGAAAGUCACCUUGUCGGACUCUCAUCGUGGUAUCCAGAGCUCUUCUCGGGUUAUUUCGUCCGGUUGAUUCGACGGGCUCGCGAUUCUAGAGCUUUCAGCCGGCCUUGGACCACAGUUCACGGUUAGAACUCUUGUUCGCUCUUCUUCUUUUCUAUCUGUAACUGCAACGCAAGCAAGUUUUCCUGCCUGCACCGUGACCAUCUACGGUGUAAGUAAAAUAAUCUUUAAUCAA